Messenger RNA from Solanum stenotomum, 1087 nucleotides. RefSeq lists its product as uncharacterized. The record is from RefSeq and is a predicted model, not a curated record. Gene Ontology annotation, biological process: lipid metabolic process. Gene Ontology annotation, molecular function: phosphoric diester hydrolase activity. The coding region runs from base 79 to 1035 and encodes 318 amino acids. The transcript is spliced from 2 exons. Lineage: Eukaryota; Viridiplantae; Streptophyta; Magnoliopsida; Solanales; Solanaceae.
AACUACGAACGUCAUAGAGAAAACUUCCCAGAAGAAGAGAACUGCUAAAUUGCUUCUACUUCUUCUUCUAUUGUGAAAAUGGGUUCUUUUUUCUCUAAACAAGUGCAAAGAAGAAAAUCAAUUCAUACUCAGAAAAAACUUUUGUAUGAUCUCAAGGAAAAAAAUAACACCGAUUUUCCUGGUUCUGAUUAUCACUCAGAUGAUCGAAAAAAUUGGAUGUCAACACUCGUCCUAGAGAAACUCAACAUAAACAAGAUAAUUUGGCCCGGUACCCAUGAUUCAGCAACUAACAAAAUUGGGAUCCCAUUUAUUUCUCGCCCGUUCGCCCGAACCCAAUCUCUGUCCAUUUACAAACAGUUGGUAAUGGGCACCCGAGUUCUUGACAUUAGAGUUCAAGAAGAUAGUCGUGUCUGUCAUGGCAUCCUAGUUUCUUACCAUGUUGACGUUGUGAUCAACGAUGUGAAGAAAUUCCUGUCGGAGACUCAAUCGGAGAUUAUAAUUCUGGAGAUCCGAACAGAGUUUGGACACGAUGAUCCACCGGAAUUCGACAAGUACUUAGAGGAUCAAUUGGGGGAAUUUCUUAUUCACCAAGACGACUCUGUUUUUAACAAGACAGUAGCAGAGUUAUUGCCAAAAAGAGUAGUAUGUGUUUGGAAACCAAGAAAAUCACCUCAGCCAAAACAUGGAAGUUCAUUAUGGAACGCUGGGUAUUUAAAGGACAAUUGGAUUGACACUGAUUUGCCUGAAACAAAAUUCGAGAGCAAUUUGAAAUAUUUGAGUGAGCAGCCAUCGGUGACAUCCCGGAAAUAUUUUUACAGAGUGGAGAAUACGGUGACGCCUCAGGCUGAUAAUCCGGUGUUGUGUGUGAAACCGGUGACAAAUCGGAUUCGUCCACAUGCAAGGUUGUUUAUAAAUGAGAGUAUUUCUAGAGGUUAUGGUGAUCGGUUACAAAUAUAUUCAACUGAUUUUAUUGAUGAGGAUUUUGUGGAUGCUUGUAUUGGACUUACAAAUGCAAGGAUUGAAGGCAAGCUUUGAACUUUGAGUACAAGGUGAAGAUUUGUCAUGCUUUCCUUCAACAAAUCGUACG